Arvicanthis niloticus (Nile rat) is the source of this 3510-nucleotide messenger RNA. RefSeq names its product importin 4 (gene Ipo4). Lineage: Eukaryota; Metazoa; Chordata; Mammalia; Rodentia; Muridae. Gene Ontology annotation, molecular function: small GTPase binding. The record is from RefSeq and is a predicted model, not a curated record. Gene Ontology annotation, biological process: protein import into nucleus.
CUCCCCCUCCCUACCCGGCCCUGUAGCGGCGGCGGCGGCGGCGGCGGCGGCGGCGGCUCGGCAGCUACCAUGGAGCCUGCGGGUCUGGAACAGAUCCUGAAAGAGCUGCUGCUGCCGGACACCGAGCGCAUCCGCCGGGCUACGGAGCAGCUUCAGACCACCCUUCGGGACCCUGCUGCCUUGCCUGCACUCUGCGACCUGCUGGCAUCAGCGACCGACCCUCAGAUCCGCCAGUUUGCAGCGGUCCUGACCCGCAGGAGGCUGAACAAUCGCUGGCGACGCUUGGCACCUGAGCAGCGGGAGAGCCUCAAGUCCCUGGUCCUGACAGCAUUGCAGAAAGAGACAGAGCAUUAUGUGAGUGUCAGCUUGGCCCAGCUCUCAGCCACCAUUUUUCGAAAGGAAGGUCUGCAAGGCUGGCCUCAGUUCAUGAACCUUCUUCAGCACAGCACUCACAGUUCCCACAGCCCUGAGAAAGAGGUGGGACUUCUGCUGCUGAGUGUGGUGGUGUCUUCUCAGCCUGAGGCAUUCCACGCCCACCAGCAGGAGCUUCUUCAGCUUCUGAUUGAGACUCUCAGUGAAGUCAACUUCCCCGGAGUGCUCUUCUACUCUCUGCGCACUCUGACUGCCAUUGCCCGCUACCUCAGACCGGAUGAUGUGUCUCUCGCACGGAUGUUGGUGCCCAAAGUCGUUACUGCACUGAGGACUCUGAUCCCCUUAGAUGAGGUAAAAGCCUGCGAGGCCCUGGAGGCCCUGGAUGAAAUGCUGGAGACAGAGUUGCCCAUCAUCACCCCCCAUCUCUCUGAGGUCCUCACAUUUUGUCUAGAGGUGGCUAAGAAUGUGGCCCUGGGCGAAGCACUUCGUGUGCGUAUUCUCUGCUGCCUCACUUUCUUGGUCAAAGUCAAAAGCAAGGCCUUGCUGAAGCACCGCCUCGUGCCUCCCUUGCUGCAUGCCCUUUUCCCUAUUAUGGCUGCCGAGCCACCCGUGGGCCAACUGGAUCCUGAAGACCAAGAUUCUGAUGACGAUGAUUUGGAGAUUGGGCUGAUGGGGGAGACUCCCAAGCACUUUGCUGUACAGGUUGUGGACAUGCUGGCACUGCAUCUUCCCCCUGAGAAGCUCUGUCCCCAUGUGAUGCCCAUGCUGGAAGAAGCCUUGCGGAGUGAGGCCCCGUACCAUCGCAAAGCAGGGUUCCUGGUGUUGGCUGUACUAUCUGAUGGUGCUGGUGACCACAUCCGGCAAAGACUGCUAUACCCACUGCUACAGAUCGUGUGCAAGGGCCUGAGUGACCCCUCACAGGUUGUUCGAAAUGCUGCUCUGUUUGCCCUGGGCCAGUUUUCAGAAAACUUACAGCCCCAUAUCAGCAGCUAUUCCGAGGAGGUGAUGCCCCUGCUCCUUGCCUAUCUGAAGUCAGUGCCUAUGGGAAACACGCACCACCUGGCCAAGGCCUGCUAUGCUCUGGAGAACUUUGUGGAGAACCUAGGCCCCAAAGUGCAGCCCUACAUUCCGGAGCUUAUGGAGUGCAUGCUGCAGCCUUUGAAGAACCCCAGCAAAGCCCGGACCAAGGAGCUAGCUGUGAGCGCCAUAGGGGCCAUUGCCACAGCUGCCCAAGAUUCCCUGCUGCCCUACUUCCCAACCGUCAUGGAGCAUAUCCGUGAAUUCUUGUUAACUGGCCACGAAGACCUUCAUCUUGUGCAGAUCCAGAGCCUGGAGACCUUGGGAGUGCUAGCACGAGCUUUAGGAGAGUCCAUGAAGCCCCUGGCUGAGGAAUGCUGUCAGCUGGGGCUAGGAUUAUGUAUCCAUGUAGAUGACCCUGAUGUGAGGCGUUGCACGUACAGCCUGUUUGCAGCCUUAUCCGGGUUGAUGGGAGAGGGCUUGGGACCCUACCUGCCUCAGAUUACCACGCUCAUGCUGCUGUCGCUGCGUUCCACUGAGGGCAUUGUGCCUCAGUAUGAUGGGAUCAGCUCCUUCCUUCUGUUUGAGGAUGACAGCGAAGCAGAAGAGGAGGAGGAAGUCAUGGAUGAAGAUAUGGAAGAGGAGGAGGAGGAUUCUGAGAUCUCGGGGUAUAGCGUGGAGAAUGCCUUCUUUGAUGAGAAAGAAGAUACCUGCACUGCCCUGGGGGAGAUCUCUAUGAACACCAGUGUGGCUUUCCUUCCAUUCAUGGACGCCGUCUUUGAUGAAGUAUACAAACUGCUGGAGUGCCCUCAUAUGAAUGUGCGGAAAGCAGCUUAUGAAGCUCUGGGACAGUUCUGCUGUGCACUGCAUAAGGCCUGUCAGAGAAGCCCUUCAGAUGCCAACAGUGCUGCUCUGCAGUCCUCUCUGGCUCGAGUGAUACCGUCUUACAUGCAGGCAGUGAAAGUAGAGAGGGAGCGGCCAGUGGUGAUGGCCGUGCUGGAGGCCCUGACAGGGGUGCUGCGCACCUGUGGCAAUCUCGCCCUGCAGCCUCCUGGGCGUCUCAGUGAGCUCUGCAACAUGCUCAAGGCUGUGCUGCAGAAGAAGACAGCCUGUCAGGACGCUGAGGAGGAGGAUGAUGAAGACGAUGACCAGGCAGAGUAUGACGCCAUGUUACUAGAGCAUGCUGGAGAGGCCAUCCCUGUCCUGGCGGCCGCAGCUGGAGGACAUACCUUCGCUCCUUUCUUUGCCACUUUCUUGCCAUUAUUGCUGUGUAAGACGAAACAGAGCUGUACAGUGGCAGAGAAGUCCUUUGCCGUGGGAACCCUGGCAGAGUCCAUUCAGGGUCUAGGUGCCGCCUCAGCCCAGUUUGUGUCUCGGCUAUUCCCUGUGCUAUUAAACAGUGCCCGGGAAGCAGACCCCGAGGUGCGGAGCAAUGCCAUCUUUGGGCUGGGCGUACUUGCAGAGCAUGGGGGCUGCCCUGCUCGGGACCACUUCCCUAAGCUACUGGGCCUCCUUUUGCCCCUCCUGGCAAAAGAGCGACAUGAUCGAGUUCGUGAUAACAUCUGUGGGGCUCUUGCCCGUCUGCUGAUAGCCAAUCCAACAGGAAAAACAGACCCCCAGGUACUGGCUACCCUGUUACAUGCCCUGCCCCUGAAGGAAGACAUGGAGGAAUGGAUCACUAUAGGUCACCUCUUCAGCUUCCUACACCAGAACAACCCUGAGCAGGUUGUGGAUGUGACUUCAGAGCUCUUGCGCAUCUGCAGCCUGAUCCUGCCAGACAACAGGAUCCCGCCAGACACCAAGGCGGCACUGCUGCUUCUCCUGACGGUCCUGGCCAAGCAGCACACCGACAGCUUCCACACAGCCCUGGGCUCUCUGCCAGAGGAUAAAGCUCAGGAACUGCAGGCCUUGCUGGGCCUCACUUAAGACUACAGGCUACAGCUGGGCCGGGGGUCCGAAGACUGUCAGUCAGCCCUGGUCAAGUUCACCUUACCAAAGACUCUAUCCAUUGGAAGCCAACCGUGCUGUUUUAAGAGGGGUGUCUCUGGGUCUGGAUCUAUUACAAGCAGAGCUGUGGCAUCAUACUAUAAUAAAGGCGGCUUGUCUUCUGCUUGGACACUA